Xiphophorus maculatus (southern platyfish) is the source of this 4631-nucleotide messenger RNA. It is a transcript of the gene ctc1, whose product is annotated as CST telomere replication complex component 1. Bases 163 to 3894 code for a protein of 1243 amino acids. NCBI's taxonomy places the organism in Eukaryota, Metazoa, Chordata, Actinopteri, Cyprinodontiformes, Poeciliidae. Gene Ontology annotation, cellular component: CST complex. Gene Ontology annotation, molecular function: telomeric repeat DNA binding; single-stranded DNA binding. The record is from RefSeq and is a predicted model, not a curated record. Gene Ontology annotation, biological process: positive regulation of DNA replication; telomere maintenance via telomere lengthening. The transcript has 25 exons.
CAGCUGGACCGCCAGCCGCCAUGACAGGCAGGAAGAAGGAGAAGAAGAAGAGUUUCACUCAAACAGCUCAGAGAAACAGAAGAAGAAAGUUUUAGCGCCACUUUCAGAACCAGAACCAGAGUUCUGCAGAGAUUCGGUUCGGUUCGGUCCUGGAGGCUGAGGAUGGGCUCCCUGCAGGGGUUCCUGGACCGGUUCGGACCCAGCAGUGAAGCGGAGUCCGUUUGGCUGCAGAACCUUUUCACCUUCAUCCAUAAACACCUGAGAACACCUGGAGGCCCCGCCCACUCUGCUGCUGCCAGCCAAUCAGCUGCAGGUGUGUGUGAGCUGAGUGUGUGUGUCGUGGAGAAGAUCCAGGAGAGGUGCAGCCUGAGGAGCAGCCGACCCGUCAGCUACAGGCCUUUGUGCGUCUCAGAGUUGAUCGCCCAGCAGCACCUGGCCUGCGUCAGCAACCUGUCCUGGAGCACCAAUCAGCAUCGAGCCUGGACCAGGGAGGAGGAGCUCAGUCUGCCGGGUCAGAGGUCACUGCCCAGGGUCAACCUGCUGCUGAUUGGCUGGCUGAGAGCGGGGCGGGGCGGAGAGUGGAGGCUGGAGGACGGCAGCGGCAGCGUCAGGUGUGAGUUGACCUCUCCGUCCCCCCGGUGGAUGAACCGUCUCGCCUUCCUGCCUCACUGGAACUACAGCCCCCAUGAUGCCUCAGGGCGGGACCAGGACAGAGGACACCUGGAGCUGAUUGGCUCUCCUGACCUGCUGGGACCCAAAGCUGAGCUGGGAUUGGCUGCUGGACUGAGAGGGGCGGGGCAUGAUGGAGGGGCGGGGCCUGAUGGAGCGCUGAGCGUCAGAGAAGCUGCAGGUGUUCUGAGGAACAGGGUCAGAGGUCAGCGGGUGUCAGUGUGGGGUCAGGUGGGCUCGGUGCGCCCCCUGCUAGAGGUUUCAGGAAGCUGCUUCUUCUUCUUCUGUCUGGAGGACCAACAGCAGACGGUUCCGGUUCUGGUGAAGGGCAGCAGGCUGUGGUGGGCCCAGUGUGUGUGUGUUGGUGUCACAGUGUGUGUUACGGCUCUCAGAGUGUGUGUUCUCAGAGGAUGGAGAGGAAACAGCGUGCUGUGUGUGACCGACCGUUCAGAGAUACACACUGGAUACACACCAGGACACACACAGUCUGAGGCUACACACACACAGGAACACACACACCCAGAGGACCUGGAGCCCCUCCCCCUCUCUGUUACUGGCCCCGCCCACUCUGACCAGCUGCAGAAGGACCAGGAGGAGGCGGAGCCUGAGGAGCUUCCUGUCCCAUCAGGAGGGAGAAUCAAACGCUCCAGAGUCAUCAGCUACCAGGGCACAGUGACGGAGGUGGUGAGUGAGGGGGCGGGGCUUUACCUGCUGGACAGGAAGGUGGGGCUUUGCCUGGCCUAUCAGCCGCCAGCCAGGAGGAAACUGAGACCCGGAGACCAGGUGGAGCUGCAUCAGGUCCACUUCCUGUUCCGGCCGAGCCCCGACUUCCCUCCCAGCAUGCUUUGCUGCUGCCUCGGCUCCUCCCUCAGGGUGUCGGCCUUCAGCCGGGUGGGGGGAGCCUCCAGAAAGCCCAGCUGCCCUGGAGAUGGAGUGUUGCCACGGUUACUGCUGCAGAGCAACAGAGGAGUGGACCAGUACCUUUGGACCUGCAACCUGGCCUCCCAGCUGGCCCACAGUCUGGUCCCCACCGAGCCCCCCCGUCCUCCUCUUCAUCCUCCUCUUCCUCACUGCGUCUGUCUCCUGUCCUGGAAACUAUCAGAGACGCUGUGGACACAGAGAGGACAGAGAGACAUUUACUCUGAGAUGUUGGACUGGCCUCACUGCUGUCCUCUGGACCAGUACCAGGUGGACCCGUUUGUCCCUCAGCUCCUCAGUGUCUCAGAUCUCCUCCAGUCCCUGCGGUCGUCCUGCUGGUCCUCUCUGCUGCCCCCUGGUGUCCUCAGCUCGUCUCAGGUCAACUCUGCUCUCUCCUGGUCCUGCAGGAUGCUGACCUCUGACCCCAGGACAGGAGACAGUCUCAGGCCCCGCCCCCUCCUGCUGGUCGGCGUCCUCCAGCUCCCCUCUGAAAGGUCAGAGUUCACACAGAGCCUGGAGCUCAGAGACGCUACAGCAGCUGUGAGCUGCGUCGUCACGGAAACCACAGAGCAGGAUGAUGGAGGUCAGAGGUCGGCCUUCAACACCGCCUGGAUCGGCAGCCUGGUGUGUGUGCGGAGCUUCACCAUGGUAACGGAGCGGUUCCUCCAAUCAGAGUUCCCAUCUUGCCGACACCUGGACCAGAACGGUUUCAUCUCCAACAGAACCAGCAGAGUUUACCUGCAGUUCUCUCUGGAUCACCUCAUCAUCCUGAGCCCCUCUGUUACCAUGGCAACACACCUGAGGAUGAGGGGGGCGGAGCCAGGAAGUGACGACCUCCACAGGAACAAGAGGGAGGAAGAAGAGGGUGAUGAUGAAGGCUCAUGUCUGAAGAAAAGACGAUGUGAUGAAGAGCUCUCCUCCUCCGUUGCCAUGGUAACAGCUCAUGAGGGCGGAGAGCCCCCUCGUCCCUGCAUCUCCAUGGUGAUUAGGGUGGAGUCUAAAGGAGGCGUGGCCUGGAGGAACGCAGUGAUUGGUGGCAGUGAUGAGGGGGCGGGGCUUCAGCUGGGCUUCUCUGCUACGGCUCUGCUGAUUGGUCCAGUGGUCAGCUGGGCGCGGGACCCGAAGAACCAGCCAAUGAUGGAGAAGGAGGCGGAGCCAGAGAGGGAGGAGAAGGUGCUGCUGCAGUUCUCAGGUGUUUCCUCUCGAUGGUUUCCUCUCCUCCAGCCUGGAUCCGUCUACAGACUCACAGCACCAAACACUCAGGAUUCCAGCGUUCUGAUUGGUUGCAGCGUUGCUGGGCAGAAGGGGGUGGAGCUUCAUGCUGACUCCUCCCUCCAGGUGCGACCUGAUUGGAGGAUCCACACUCUGACCCGACCCCUGCUGCUGCCGCACACCUGGACUCAGGCUCCGCCCCCCUCCGUCCUCUCGGUCUCCCAGGUGUUGGACUGCAGGUCAGAGGUCGUGACCUUCCAGGGCCGGGUCACAGAGAGGGUCAGUCUGAUGGACAGGAGGGGAGGAGCCUCAGGUGUUCGUCUCACGGUGUGUGACCAGAGUGGGCGGAGCCUCUGUGUGUACCUGGACCUAAGCCACGCCCCCUACCCACCUGGUCUGUUGCCAGGUAACCAGGUGCUGCUGUCAGGAUUCCUCAGGAAGAUCUCCAGGUCAGGUGCUGUGUACUGCUCCCUCUCACCUGUUGGCUGUGUCACAGUGACAUCACUGGGAGACUCCAGCAGGUUGGCCCCGCCCCCUGCUCCCAGCAUGCACCUGGCCCACUGGGCCUCCAGCAAGACUGUUGAGGCCCAGGUCAAAGGUCAUGUGGUCUGUGUCCUUCACCUGCAGCUGCAGUGGAGCUGCUGCCACCAGGGGGGGCAAAACACACAGGUCUGCAGCUCUCACUGUGGAUCAGCCGCCUUCCGGGCCACAGCCAGGUUGGUGAUGGAUGACGGGACGGCUGAAGCUCAUGUCUGGUUGUCGGGGCAACCAGUCCAGGCCGCGCUGGGAUUGGCUGAUUCCCAGUGGGCGGGGCUCCAGAGGGUGGUCAGGGUCAGAGGUCAUGUCCAGGUGUUCCCUGGGGGGCGGAGCCUGAGGACAGACGGAGACACUGAGGACGUCCUGCUGCACUUCCUGCUGUCCCUCUGCAGCGGUGAUGUCAUCGGGCAGCAGGUCACCCUCACCUGCAGGAAGUGGACCAAUCAGAGCUCAGCAGAGGUGAGACGCUUCAGCCGAGGAGACAGAGACUUCCUGACCAGGAGGCUCCGCCCCCUGCAGCUCACCUGUUCUCACCUGGAGCUGCAGGAAGAAUCAUGAUGACCCGAGUCAGAACUCUGACCUGAUCUGAUCUGGACUCACCUGGAGACAAGAUGAACAUCAAGCUUCCUGUUCACCUGUUGGACCUGUUCACCUGGAUGUUGAACAGAGUCAGUAAAUGUUCCCCAGCAGAUCUCAGUCUGACAGAAACACCUGGACAGGUGAGUCCACUGCACCUGGUCCAAUUACUGACUGUCAUCAGAUCUCUGUCAGGCUGCAGGUCUUGGACUUGGACUAGGCCGUUAGCGUUUCUGUUCAUUUAUUAAAAACAUUUUUUCCUCUCAGUUGUUGUUUCUUUAAACGAUUAUAAUGAAGCUUCACAGUUGGAUCGAUAUUUAGUUGUCAUGAUGCUGUAACCAUGGCAACCAUGUGGUUUUUAUCACAGCUGAUUAACAUGUGAACGGCGCCAUGAGGCUGCAGAACAGAACCAGGAGGGACCAGAACCUCCAUGAUGAGAAUCUCAGUCGAUCCGUCUAACUCACCUGGAUCCAUUGGUUCUGACUCAGAACCAUCAGAACCCUUUGAUAAAACCGGGUCAGGUCUCUGACAUCAGAACCGGGUCGUCAGUUCAUGCUGCAGCUGCAGAGUUCAGCCAGCAGGGGGCAGCACUGCCUUCAGAACCCGGUUCUGUCUGAACUCUGGUUCUUCUUCAGAUCCAAACUGGAUCUCAGAACCAGUGACGUUCUGGUUCUGAUCCAGUCUGGGUUGCUCACAGCGCUACCAUCAGGAUUAAAGUG